Molecule: messenger RNA, 828 nt
Organism: Botrytis porri
Lineage: Eukaryota; Fungi; Ascomycota; Leotiomycetes; Helotiales; Sclerotiniaceae
Exons: 1
Coding region: 1-828 (275 amino acids)
Biological process (GO): protein depalmitoylation
Cellular component (GO): cytoplasm
Molecular function (GO): palmitoyl-(protein) hydrolase activity; carboxylic ester hydrolase activity
Source: RefSeq, a predicted model, not a curated record
AUGCCAUCACCUCCCACUAUACCAACGGAAACUCGCCCAACACCAUUCAUCGUCGAAUCCCCGAACGAAAACCAAAAUACUCUUGUUCUACUACAUGGUACUUCAUCUUGGGGAGUCCCGUUCGCCCAAGAGCUCAUGGCGCUGGUUCACUUUGAUGUUUUACUCCCAUUCACUAAACUCACUUUUCCAUCGGGAAUCCUACGAAAGACUACUGUCUUUGGUGGUAAUUUGACCAAUGCUUGGUUUGACAUUGCCGAUUUUUCAGAUCGGACAGUAGGGGAAGAACAACAGAAGAAAGGGCUAAGAGAAAGCGUGGAGUAUUUGGGCAAGCUCAUUAAGAAUGUAGUAGACAAUGAAUCUCACGAUGAAGAUCGCAAAGUGUUUGUAGGAGGUCUUAGUCAGGGAUGUGCCAUGAGCGUGGUUUUGUUGCUGAGUGGAGAAUUGGAUCGAUUGGAAGUGUUGCCGAAGAUUGGAGGAUUUGUAGGGUUUAGUGGAUGGUUGCCGCUUGGGAAACAAAUUGCUGAAGUCGCUGCUGCUGGAAAAGAUUGGAGACAGAGGAGAAUGCUUGUUCAGAGUUGGUUAAGAAGCGAGUUAGGUCUCCCAUCUUCGCGACCCCGAGAUGAAUUGACGAUAUCUACGGAAGGAGACUUGAGGAUCCUCUUAACCCAUGGUACAAAUGACACGAAAGUAAAAUUGGAGUGGGGUGAAAAUAUGAAGAAAGUAUUAGAGAGUGUGGGGUAUAGUGUUGAGUGGAAACUCUAUGAAGGUUUAGGGCAUGUCAUUAUUCCAGAGGAACUGACUUACAUGGCGUCCUUCAUAAGAAAGUAA